UUGGACGCCGUUACCAUACCAUUGCAAGAUCCCAAAACUCAAUAUGUGGAUGAAAGUGAGGACGGAUUUCCGGCGUUUGGUUUCCGAAUGGGAGCAGAUGUGAAAAUGGCAUACAGACAGAUAUUGCCGGAUACAUUAAGUGAAGAGUUCGCAAUCCUUAUAAACGCCAAGCCCGGAUCAAGAAAUGGUGGAUUUGUUUUUGCCGUUGUCAAUGCCAUGGAAUCCAUUGUCGAACUGGGCGUGAGAAUUGCACCAGACAACGGGUCAUCAACAAUCCUCAGUCUUUUUUACACGGACGUGACCACAGACGUCACAUCUCGAGCUCUUGCCAACUUUACCGUUCCGAAAUUCGUCCAGAAAUGGACAAAGUUUGCGUUCCGAGUAACGUUAGACGAUGUUACCUUGUUUUUCAAUUGCACCGAAACCGAAACUGUGUCAACGCAGAGAAUGCCAUUGAAGUUGAACUUUGGCUCAGCUUCGACACUAUAUUUGGCCCAAGCUGGACCGCUGAUUGGUGAUGCUUUCGAGGGGGCGUUAGCCCAUGUGAAAAUAUACAGAGAUCCACGGAUGGCUGCCGAACAAUGUAAAACGGAUUUCCAGGAUAUUACUGUCUUGCACGACGCGGAUUUAGAUAAUAGUUUAGAGAAUAACGAAGUUGAAGAAGACGAGUUUAGUAAUGACAUAAACAGUUAUGUGGAACGAACAGAUUACCCCCCUUUCCGUAGAGAAGACCCCGAUGGCCUGGGGACAUUUCCGCCGCCACCGCCCCCGCCAGACGGUAAGGGCUGUUUGUGCGGUGCCAACGAAAACUGUUGUAAUUUUAUUUUUAACGAUUUGCAAGCAGCAGGAAGGUAUAGAAACGAGAAAGGCGAAAGAGGGCCACGGGGACCACCCGGAGAAUCCAUUCGAGGACCUCCAGGACCCCCGGGGCCAGCAGGCCUACCAGGACUAGCUGGUCCAGAGAACACAUGUACCUGCAAUGCUACAUCCAUACUUAGUUCAAUUGGAAUCAGCCUUCCAUAUUCUCCACCCCUCCCGGCACUCUCAGGAAAAGAAGGCACUCCUGGAAUACCGGGAGUACCGGGGAGGCCGGGAGAAAAAGGCUUGAUGGGUCCGAGAGGCGAAAAAGGAGAAAGAGGUGACAGGGGGGCUCCAGGGCCGCCAGGUCCGCCCGGGCCAAGAGGCGAACAGGGAAAAGAUGGAGUCGCUGGACCACCAGGACCACCUGGCCCCAGCGGACCUCCAGGUCCAACAGAAAUUGAUGAUGUUAAUGUAAAUGACUUGAAUAAGGGAUCUUCAGGCGUCCCAAUUAUACGACCUGGAAUACCGGGAAGUAAAGGAGAACCGGGCCAACCUGGAGACUCUGGGCCCAAAGGCGAUAAAGGGCAAAUAGGGUCUAAGGGCAAUUCUGGCUCUAAAGGAGAGCGAGGAGAUCGAGGAUUGCCGGGUGAAACAGGAAGCCCAGGAGUUAAAGGAGAUUCGGGCAUUGACGGAUUUCCUGGCACGCCGGGUACUUCUGGCGUGAAAGGUGAACAAGGACCACCGGGUCCACCAGGAAAACCAGGCGUUUUAACCAACAACGGUUCCACAACAAUUCUGGAUUGUCCACCAGGGCCAGCCGGUGUGGAUGGUAGACCAGGUUUGAAAGGUGAACAAGGAGAACGAGGACCUCGCGGUUUAGUGGGGCCUCAAGGGCUUUCUGGGGAGAAGGGAGAAUCUGGAACAGAUGGAGCCUUGGGUCCAGUAGGACCACCAGGCUCCAAAGGUGAAAAAGGAGAAAGAGGUCCUGCGGGCGAAAUAUUUUUACAUAAAGGGGACCAGGGAAGUGAACAAAUAUUGAUUCUAAAGGGAGAAAAGGGCGACAUGGGCAAACGGGGACGAAGGGGAAGACAAGGUCCUCCGGGCCCUCCAGGACCUUCGGGCAAAGGAGGAGAGAUCGGAUUACCAGGAUGGAUGGGUCGACCGGGCUCAAGUGGACUUCCUGGUCCAGUUGGACCGAAAGGUGAGAAAGGAGAACCAUCCAGUGGUGGCGCAGGAACUAAAGGAGAAAAAGGAGACAAAGGAGCCGAUGGUACUCCCGGUCAACCGGGCCGUGACGGGCGAGAUUCUGAAAGCCGAUUUAUCCCAGUACCUGGACCACCAGGCCCGGCGGGUCCUCCGGGUUUACCAGGGUUAUCCAUAACUGGGCCGAAAGGAGAACCUGGAGCGUCCGUAUUCAGUGAACCAUUGUUCAAUAUACGCCCCGGACCGCAAAGUGCCAUGGAAGAACUUAGGGCUGUGCAGGAAUUAGCGGACUUAAAGGAUCUAAAAAUGGAUGCAGCAGGUCGAUCGACGGCCAGUCCGCCAAUAGCUCACGCAGUGACCCAAAAAAAAGAGACUUCCCAAGUUUCUGGAGCAAUGGCCUUCAAAUCCAGAAAUUUGAUGCUCGAAACCACAAAGGGAAGUCCCAUAGGAACAAUGGUCUACAUCAUCGAGGAGGAGUCCCUGUUGGUUCGGGUUAAUGCCGGCUGGCAAUAUGUUGCUUUAGGAGCUUUGUUGCAAACGGACUCCACACCUCUACCAACAACUACAGCACCACCGCAGGUACAUCCGCCAUUUGAAUCGAGCAAUCUCGUCAACAACAACAUGUUGCCGAAAUAUCCCGAGAUUCAUUUGGCCUCUGAAAAUGCCCACCUGCCACACCGAGGACACGCCACUCCACUUCCCGAGUUCAACUCACGCGUAAAACCUCAUGCGUCUCAAAGUCCUGAAGAGGCCAAAACGACACAAUUUGCUGCGCUACGAAUAGCCGCUCUCAAUAGUCCAUUGUCUGGAAGUGUAGGUGGAAUUCGAGGCGGAGAUUAUGAAUGUUAUAGGGAAGCCCAGCGAGCAGGAAUAAAAGGCACAUUCAGGGCAUUUUUGUCAACCCGGUCUCAGGAUGUGAGUUCUAUUGUGCGACCAAUCGAUCGAGUAUUACCGGUUUGCAACUUACGGGGCGAAGUAUUAUUCGAUUCAUGGCAGGAUAUAUUCGAUGGAAGAGGAGCUCCAUUUUCGCAUCAGCCGAGAAUAUUCUCUUUCAAUGGUAAAAACGUAAUGACAGACCCCAGUUGGCCAAUAAAAGCAGCUUGGCAUGGAGCUUUGCUAGAUGGGACUCGAGCUCUGGAUGUAUCAUGCGAAGCAUGGCAUUCAUCGUCUUAUGGAAAGUUUGGAUUGGCUGGAAGCCUCAAAGGGCAAAUGCUUCUGGAUCAAAAUCCGAUAUCCUGUGACAAAAAACUGAUCUUGCUUUGCAUAGAAUCCACCAGCGAAUUAUUCGUGCAGCGCAGAAGAAGAAGAAGAACGAUAGAUUAUGGCACUGAAGGAGAGCUAAUGUCAGAGGAACAGUAUCAUCAACUACUGAAUUCCAUUCACUAGUUUCUUUACCCUGGUCAAGUUUCUCCUCGUUUCCCAUCCACCAUGAUUUAGUUAAAUAUUAGAGGGAAAUCAAUCACAAUAUGAUACUUUAGUCAAUAAGCGAACGAAAAUUUCAUUACUUUUGUGACGUAUUAAAUUUCAAUAAUUCCAUAAUCAAACAGAAUAUUAGCAACUGUUGGUGUUUAAUUAAUAAAUAGAUGGGCAUUGUUGAUGUCUAUAAAUAGUUGAUUAUAUUAUUGAAUGCAAUGAAUUUAAUAACAGUUUGGAUCAUGACCAUAGUUAAUGUGCAAUUAAAUCGUAACAUACACCAGUUUGAUUAAGCUGUGAAUUAUUGAAAUAGCUGUAGGUAAUAAUUAACGAAUUAAAACGUUCAUAGCAGGGUAAAAGUCGGGCUUUCCGUUUCAAACUCGUAUUUGCUUUCUCACCAAAUGUCCCUAUAAACUGUUAAAAUCAGUCACUAGCAAGUAAGCUUAAAUAGCAUUUAGACAUUGAUGUUAAGAUAAUACAAUUUUUGACUGUUUACUACCAAAUAGUUGUAGAUAAAUAAGUGUUUAUAAGUGAUUGCAAAUAAUUAUCUGGCUCUCCUAGUUGUUAAAUCAUGUCUUUGAAAUCAAAUAAUUUGUUCAUACUGUCCAUGUUUAAUUAUUCAAAGUAUUUCAUUCAAGCUUGGAAUAUUCCAUGCAGCAAUGGUAUGCGAUGCUAGUAUAGCGUUGCCCUACUUUAAAUAUCAAACCCCAUCUGCACAACAUAACAUUAUCUUGAACAUCUUCUGAAAUUGCCCAUUUCCUGUUCCAUAUUAUAACAUGUUCUCUAUAACAUUUAACGAUCUAUUUAAUAUUUCAAUUCGCGCUUGCAGAAGCUUUGCCCACAAAAGUGGCAUAAUGGCAAAUCUACGUAAAAUCUCCCCACCGUUAUAUUAUUUGUAUAAAAAAGCAUUUUUGCAAUUAAUUAAAAUUAAUUUAAAUUUGCCGCCAAGAAAUAUUUUGGUGAUGCAGCAUAGAGAUGAAGAAGUGAAUAAUAUGAUAGGAGAUCCAUAUAAUAAACAUUUAGACUAGUAUUUUAUAACGUGAAUGAUAUUGGCCUAUAAAACUCGAUUUUUUUAUACUUUUAUCUAUUUAUUAUUAAGUGUAAGUCAGUAUAGUAAAUGUUAAAAUUAAGUAUGUAGCUGCAUUGUUUUCAUGACGAAUCACACUAACGACAUAAUAAUAGAUAGGUAACUGAACACAUGCGAUUUUCGUGAAAAUGGUGACAUACUUGAAGACAAAAAGUUAGUAGCAUAUUUUCGAAAGACAAUAUUCCUGAUCCUCAAAUUGUUAAAACCGAUACAAAGAAAAAGCAUAAGCUCAAACAUUGAGCAGAUCAUAACACAGAUUAUGAAAAAUUUACUGUAUUUUCAUUACAGUCAAGGUAUAGGGUGUUUCCUCGUAUGUUGUAUAAUUUUCUAUUUGCCUCAAUUUGAAUUUUUGGAGCCAAGUAUUUAAAUUCUGUAAUCGUCAAUGUUAUAAGGGAAAUUGAACAUUUCAUUUUAAUGAAACACAAAAUGUCAUAAAUCAUAAAUUAUGUGACCAUUUUAUUUGCUUAUGCCUAAUGUAUUUGUAGAUUUUUGAAUCAUUUGUGUUUAAUGUAAGUUUUCUUAAAUUACUUAGUAGACUUUAGAUGUUUGCAUAUUAAAACGUUAAUUCCACGCGUUCAAUUAUUCAUACAAAUUGUUCGCAUUUCUCCCGUAACUAAAAUGUGUAUUAAAUGUGUUGACGAUAGCAGGAAGAAUGAUCAAUUAUGAAACAUGUAUUAUAAAGCACGGUUGCAUUAUAAAAAAUAUACGAAGCUAAAAUUAAACAUAUUUUAAUUAUUUUGCUUGUGGUCUAGUUCAUUAUCCAAUAUCAUAAUGAUUUCAUUUGUUAUAAAAAAAUAUUAUCAUAGUCUUUUUGCGGGUUUGUUAUCCAUUUAUGAAUAUUUAAUUUCUCAAAUAUGCAUAUAUGUACUGGAAUAAUCGAACAUGUUUUUGCAUUAAAUUUAAUAAUUUUGCGAAGUUAGGCAUUGUGAUUAAUGUUUAAAAACACUGGAUUUUCUUAACUUUAAAUUGUGUAUUUUUGUAUUUGAAAUAAGAAUUUUAGUAAAUAGUAAUAGUUAUAUAUUACGGUCAUUAAAUUACAUUUUCAUACCAAAUUGUAAUUCUGCAGAAGCAAAUAAAUUACCUGUGCGCGGGUAUAUAAAUAAAAAAAAUAAACGUAAAUGUUUAUGUAUAUUUAAUUCAUAAAAACGAUAGCUCAAUAUUGUCAUAAUGAUUAAUGUUCCUGUUUUCUCUUUCUCGGUGUUUUUCUUUUCCUGUAGCUGCUUCUUAUAUUUGAAACAUAUUUAAAAAAAGGUGUGAGUCGCGGGACGCACGACAGAAGUGAUACCUAAAUAUUAUUAAUAGAUGUUAAUAAUAAAUACCAUUAAGUAUUGAACUUGUUUAAUGCACGAUGGCUCAAUUCAAUCAAUUCAAUCAUUAUCUAAUCCUACAAAAGUGACCAUUGGUUUACGAUAACUGUAAUAAGAAACGAAUUGUGAGACUCGAUUUUAUCUUGCUCGAUUGUAGCUUGUUCUGGAUUAUUUAGCACCUUUAAAUGCAACUUUGAUUCCAGAAAUGACAUUAAAUUUCAUUGCCUCUAUCAGAAGAAAAAUCAACAUUAAAAUAUCCACUAAAGAUGAAUGGAAAUCUAUGGUAGUUUUGGCAAAGGCAAGUAGUUUUCGUCCGAACUGCAUUCGUCAGACAUCGUGCGAAAAGGACCAAAUAAUCCAAUUUCAUUGCAACGUGCUGGAGCUCGUCCACUAGAACUGAAGUAUUUUGUACGAAUUCCGACGAACCAUUGCGAUGUGCGAACUAUCUGAAACAAAUAGGACUAGUUUACAGAUUCGCAGUGUUUCUGACUGAAUAGAGAAUAAUUUUGUAACACACUGAGUUGAAAUGAAUGUUGUUCUUUUUAAAUUUUAUCUCCAAAUUAUUUUCGUUUUGCUAAUGUAUUAGCAACCGAAUAGUUUUUUCUUCCUUUUGAACUAUUAUCGACUGCUCACAAGAUAAUUAUUUUCCAAUAGAAAAUUUCAUUUUACUUACAAUCGUUCGUGCAAAUUCGUACGAAUGAUUUCGGAUCUAGUAGAAGAGUUUCUAUACAUUCUAAUGAAGUUGGAUCAUCAACUACUUUUCGCACGAUUUUUGACGAAAGCAGGUCGGACGAAAACGCAUCCAAAGGAAGCCGGCCCACGGACUAAACACUAUUAUAUUCUCAUAAACGGACCACAGUCUACACACUAUUACAAUAGACGACCGGCCGAAUGGAACCAGGUGGAGCCAACGCGGUUAUGUGCGUGCGACAGAGAACUGCUUAGCUACUUGUCUUUAUGUAUGCCAGACAUAUCGACGCCGUUGCGCAUGCCAAUCCAUUCACACCCUGCCAUAAGAGAUUAUCACUUCAAAAAGAGCUUUUAUAUUCGUUUUGGUCAUUAAUUUAAUUACUCACAAAAAUAAAUAGCAAAUUCAAUGAAUGAAAGAAUCCGAGAACGUUCUCAGAUAUAUUAAAAUGUUUUAAAUGUAAACAUAUAAGGUUUUUACUGAAAUGCUAGUAUUUUUGUCAUCGCCGUUUCCUGCGAAAUUCGAUAUAAUAUUAAGAUGACACUAUCCAGCAAAUUUCUCGAAGAAUUUAUAUGUUUUCUGGUAGUACCCACCUACUAUACAAAAAUUAAAACAAAGGUAAAAUAAUGCUGAAACACUCUGUACAUUGUCUUGAAUCACAUAUCGCAGUACACAUCAUUUUUGUAAAAUGGCAUUUAGGUAACUUUGCAAGUACAUAACUAAUUAAGACUUAUUGUAAAGCUCCGAAAAGUUACCUCCAUGAUAGAGAAAUUUACUGGCAACUGUUGUAAAUCAGGUUUGGUCAAAGUAAUUCGAACUUUGCCAUUAUGGGACUAAACUAAAAAAUUCCCAGAAAAAUUAUGUAUCAUGGAAUUAAUUGAAUUAUAUUAAUUACGAGUCUAGAUUUUUAAGUGCACAGUGUGUGAUUCAAAUUGUAUAUUAUAUGUAAUUAAGUAAUUGAAAGUUAUAACUAUUAAGCAAAUCAAUAAAAUGUACUUAAGUA
Messenger RNA from Dendroctonus ponderosae (mountain pine beetle), 7502 nucleotides. RefSeq names its product collagen alpha-1(XVIII) chain (gene Mp). The transcript has 24 exons. The coding region runs from base 88 to 3390 and encodes 1100 amino acids. NCBI's taxonomy places the organism in Eukaryota, Metazoa, Arthropoda, Insecta, Coleoptera, Curculionidae. The record is from RefSeq and is a predicted model, not a curated record.